ACAGAGAAUGUUUAAAUCAUGUAUCCAUUCAACAUUGUCAAAACGAGACUAAUCUUUGAAAUUACCAACAAUAAUACUUUGGAAAUAUGUUGCUGUGAAAGUGCUAAAAGAGGUCAGUGCUUCCUGAUUUCCCCCUCUCGUCUGAAAUCACACGAAGUUAACGGGACGCUCGCUAGCUCCUGCACGAGCAGUCUUGCUCACAUUUUUCUAGUAUACUCUGCAUUUAUCUUGACGUUAUUCAGCGACUAUGACUCGACCAAAAAAGAAAACUGAGAAUUACGAGGCGAUUGUGAAAAAUCUCGUAGCCGGUGGUGUUGCUGGCAUGUGCUCGAAAACGGCUGUGGCACCUCUAGACAGGAUUAAAAUUUUAUUGCAAGCACAGCAUGAACACUAUAAACAUUUAGGUGUUUUCUCAGGAUUCAGGGAAAUUAUUCGACGCGAAAAUUUCCUUGCUUUAUAUAAAGGCAAUUUCGUUCAAAUGAUCAGGGCAGUGCCGUACGCAGCGAUACAAUUUACGGCAUAUGAACGAUAUAAAAAGCACUUAGAGGGAUUGUUUGAGCAAAGUUCGCAUAUAAAUGGGUUCUUGGCCGGAGCUGCCGCGGGUGUUACGGCGGCUGCAGUUACAUAUCCACUCGACACUAUCAGAGCAAGACUAGCCUUUCAAGUUACCAGCAAUACACUUUACUCUGGAAUCAAACAUGUCGUUGUGAAAAUGCUGAAAGAGGAAGGUGGCUUUCGAGCAUUGUACAGAGGUUUCUGGCCAAAUAUGUUAGGCAUGGUACCAUACGCCGGAUUUUCUUUCUAUACGUUUGAGAAACUAAAAUAUCUAAGUAUGAAAUAUGCGCCGCAUUAUCUUUGUUCCGAGCAUAAAACAAAUACCGGUGGCCUUAUAUUGAAUAUACCAGCAAAAUUUCUUUGCGGAGGUGCUGCUGGUGCUGUAGCACAUACCUUCUCUUAUCCAUUAGAUGUUACAAAGAGACGUAUGCAAUUGGCUAUGAUGAAUCCAACUACAUAUAAGUACGCGUCAGGGAUGUUGUCUACUCUUAGCAUAAUAUACACCGAGAAUGGUAUUGUGAAAGGUUUAUACCGUGGAAUGAGUAUCAAUUUCUUACGAGCAAUUCCCUUCACGGCUGUUGGUUUUGCAACGUAUGAAGUGAUGAAGCAGAUGCUCCAUUUAGACACUGGAAUAAAACUAUAAUUAUAAUUUAUAUAUAUAUUCAGUUGAAUUUUUUAAAUAAAAUAAAAAACUUUUCAAUAUUAAAAUUGUGUAUCAUAUCUAUAACAAUCUAAUUUAUUACGAAACAGAAAAAAUAAACUGCAAAUCGUAUGAUGCAAUAUAUCUUAUUUUAAAUAUUUUAGUUUUUAAAUUAGAAAUUCAUAUAAAAAUGUUACAUAUAUUACGUGAUAUUCAAGAUUGAUAAAUCAAGAAUUAAUACUUUUAAUUUUUUCUAAGAGAAAAAUUUGCAUACAUUGAUAUGUAAAUAUAUAUUAAAAAUUUUUUUUAAUUUGUAAAUAUAAUUAUAGCAAACUAAAUUAAGAUUAUUGAGAAGACAAAUGACAUGUGUUUAAUAUUACAUGUAUCUUACGCAAUUAUAUUGCAUAAUAGAGAGAUUGCAGAUAUUAUACAGAUUGCAUAAUGUUUCGUAAAAAAUAUUAUAUAGAUAUUUGAAUACACAAUAACUCUUGCUCCAAAAUUGAAGGAAUAAAAUUAUCACUCUGAGUGAAUCAUUACUCUGACACGUAACAUGCAUUAUUGUAAUAUACACUAACAAAACUAUAUUUUGCGAAAAAAAAGAAAUAUUCCUGUACAUAUUCUAUAACAUUUAUUUGUACAUAUAACUCAGAGAUAUACUGAUGAAAUUUUAUCUUUAUACAUAUUACUAUUUUUUGUUGUGUAACGUAAAUACAAGUACCAAAUAAUAAACUAAUAAAAUAUGAAUUUUUUAUAUAUAUACAAGAUAAUACUUCAAAUGAUUAAAAACAUGCAUAGAAAAUAAAUUUUAUACACUAAACAUUGUAUUCUUUGCAAAAUAUUGUGAAUAUAUAGAGUGUAAGCAAAACCCUAUCUAAAUGUGAUAAUAUCUCUUUAUUUCUCUAAUUCCUUAUAAUAAGAUGACAUUAUAUAAUUAUAUGUUCAUGGCAUUUUUCUGCUCCUUUUCGCAAAUCUGGACUUAUCUGUGUGUAAUAGCCAGAUUUUGCAAGCUAAAUUAAAAUAUCCAAAUAAAGCUCAUCGCGUAAAGAUUAAGAGAGUAUUGCAUGCUUAUAAUGUGACCCGAUUCUAUAUUUACCGUGUAUAAUCGAUUUAAGUAUUAUUUCAGAUAAGUUAAAAAAUUAUAAAAGCUAUCACAAAAAAUUUUUAGUUUAUUAGGAUAUACAAAGUUUGCUCCACACAUAUUGUAAUAUUCGAAUUAACCAUAUAAAUUUCUAUAAAGUUAAAUCUAAAAUGAAACUAAUUUCUUUCUCUCUCUCUUUCUCUCUCUCUCUCAAACAGUUAAGAUUAUUGUAUAUGCGUAUAUUAAUGACUUAUUUAAUUUAUACAGUACGAGGAUUUUUCAAAAUUUAGAUUAACAAAAAAUAUUCAAUGCAUCGAUGGAUCUCUAAGAAUACAAGAUGUUCCAUUUUAA
Molecule: messenger RNA, 2624 nt
Organism: Solenopsis invicta (red fire ant)
Lineage: Eukaryota; Metazoa; Arthropoda; Insecta; Hymenoptera; Formicidae
Product: graves disease carrier protein homolog
Exons: 8
Coding region: 248-1198 (316 amino acids)
Biological process (GO): transmembrane transport
Cellular component (GO): mitochondrial inner membrane
Source: RefSeq, a predicted model, not a curated record